AUGCGUGUUGUAUUCUGCCUUCUUGCCAUGAUUUGCAUGUCUUUGGCAUGUGACAUCAUUGUACAUGUCAAAUCUGACACAGAUAAGAAGUUCCAAGCUCAGGUUACUGCCAGCAAUGGCAAGAAGAGUGACAAAUGGACAUUCCCAAAAAAAUUGACCAAAAACACUUUCCAAGUUAAAGCUGACGAAUGUGGAAUCAGAGAAUGGGAAGUUGCUGUUUAUGAUGAGGCAGGAAAGCUCACCGGAACUGCUAAGUCAACUCUUGAUGGAAUUGGACGUGUGACAUAUAAGGUUGGAGAUGAUUUGAUUCCUAAGCAGAAAGAUCGCCAGGGAGCUAUUUGCAAAGGAGAAUGUGCCCCCCUUUAA
Molecule: messenger RNA, 366 nt
Organism: Auanema sp. JU1783
Lineage: Eukaryota; Metazoa; Nematoda; Chromadorea; Rhabditida; Rhabditidae
Source: the annotation of a GenBank genome assembly